Panthera uncia (snow leopard) is the source of this 10015-nucleotide messenger RNA. RefSeq names its product butyrophilin subfamily 1 member A1 (gene BTN1A1). Bases 7195 to 8775 code for a protein of 526 amino acids. The record is from RefSeq and is a predicted model, not a curated record. Gene Ontology annotation, molecular function: signaling receptor binding. Gene Ontology annotation, cellular component: external side of plasma membrane. Lineage: Eukaryota; Metazoa; Chordata; Mammalia; Carnivora; Felidae. The transcript has 7 exons. Gene Ontology annotation, biological process: regulation of cytokine production; T cell receptor signaling pathway.
GCCUGAACCUUUUCUUGGCCUCGUGUCAAUUUCUGUUUUUGCGGAGGGCGAAAGAACCCUGGGGUCCAGAACAGUCCCGCCGGUUCCUCUUUCUUGGCUUUCUCAAGUCCCGGUCCCUGGUGAUGUGGAUGUCUUUUUACUUGUUUACUUGUUAGGGAGGGUAUUUUUCAUAAGGGAGAUUUGCUACCUGCUUUCAGCGGGACGGAGGAGGGUGUGAGUGUCCUUGCACUAUUUCCUAGGUAACUUAUUUAAUUAAGAUCAUCAAUAUUGCCAGAGUGAUACCUGCCCUUUCUCUCUAUAUCAUUGUAGGGGAGGCAAAACUUUACCUCUUCCCGUCUUAGGUUUUUGGCUAGGACUCUUAACGAAAACACUAGCAAGAGAAAAACAGUUCACGCACCCAGUGCACAUCACAAGGGAAACCUAAAUGAAAACAAACUCACGAUGGUAACUUAGAAUUCCAACUUAUUUUCCAUCUUCAAUAAAGGAGAGUACAUUUGCAGAGGUGAUAGGACAAAGGAAAACAAUUUUAGGCCCCAAGGCCAACAAGCUGGGAAGGUACUAAUAAGGGAGGAAAGUAAUGGAGGUUUGCAGAUUCUCCUGGUUCCUCUCUGGGCUGGUAAAUGUCAGUCUCCGGUAAAAUAAUUUAUAUCUUGCCUUUAGGCAAAACGGGGAAAGUAAAGAACUUUUCCUGUGUUGGCUGCCUUUUUUUUUUUUCCUGACUCAAAAACCUUUUGUUUAAUUUAUACAAAAAGCUACUAAAUACAAAAAGUAGUUUAAAACAAAAUAGUUUGGUUUUUUUUUUUUUUUCCUGGCAGAAUUUAAAUGCACAUAAUGGGUAAUUCUGAAGAAAAUGCAUUUUCCCCACAGUGUUCAGGACUAAAAUUCUACUGAAAUCUUUGUUGGCCCCUUCUAGAUUGCCUUCAGCUCAAAAUAAUUUCUGUGACAAAAUGGUGUAUUUUGCGUGGCCUAUUCUACUUUUCAUCAUUAAAAUGUCUAGGGCCUUUUUUUUUCCCUCCCUUACAUCUAAAACUGAUUCUCUGCUCAGUGGUGAUCACAUGCCUGAGACUUCUCAUUUGGGGAAUAUUAUUUUGGAAAUGAAAUGGCGUGGGAGGCACCCAGAGGGGAAGGCUGAGGUUGAUUCCUGUAUAUUUCACCAGAUGAGGCUGCUCCGCAGGGUGUUUGUGCCUUGUGGGCAUUUAAACCUUAGACAUGCUUGAAUUCCAUAACCCUUUAAGAUGACUUCUAGUCAAAAGUCAUCCCCGUCUAGAGUCUAGAACUAUGAUUCUAGGCUUUUCAAAAUUGGAAGGGAUUCAGGGUCUCUGGGGAGCUCAGCUAGAGCAGCAGGUGACUCUUGUUCUUGGGGUUGUGAGUUUGAGCCCCACAUUCGGUAUAGCAGUUACUUAAAUAGAUAAAGAAACUUUUUUUUAAUUGGGAGGGAGGGGGGUGCCUGGGUGGCUCGGUCGGUUAAGGUUAAAUGUCGGGCUGUUGAUUUCGGCUCAGGUCAUGGUCUUGUGGUUCGUGGGUUCGCGCCCUGCGUUGGGCUCUGUGCACAGAGCCUGCUUGGGAUUCUGUCUCCCUCUCUGUCUGCCUCUCCUCUGCUCACUCUCUCUCUCUCUCUCUCUCUCUCUCAAAAUACAUAUGUAACAUGGGAAGGGAUUCUAAAGGUUAUAAAACCCCAAAUGUAUUAAAUAAUACAUAAAUAAAUAAAACCCCAAAUACCUUUAGAUCUGAAGGAGAAUGUGGGCUCUGAGAAAGCAAAAUCAGGUGUGACAGCUGCUUCCCAGAACGGACAAGACCACUCCGGGAUUGUGACGGAGUGAGACAAGUCCCCUGUGUAAUCAUGUUCGGCAUGCAGACACAAAUGCAACACCACAGGCAAACCUCAAGAACGACCACACAUCCCCGUCUCAGCUAACCGCUUCUUUACCCAUUACAGUUUCAGCCCACUCUGUUCCUCCAUGUCCUAAUAAACAUCAGAAUAUUCAGUGCUGCCACCAGUCCCCCGAUUUCCAGCGGCAUUCAUCCAGAGCAACCCUUCCCUCUUUGACUGACCCUCUCCCAAACCCCCACCACAAACUGAAAUCCUAUAAAUCCCUCCCACCCCUCUCACUGAGACACCGCAGCUCCCAGCCUCCCCGCAGUAUGUGAGAUCUGCGCUGCGGUAACAGGUACCAUCAGAUUUAACUGGGUUUGGCCACAGGUCCGCCUUGGCUGCUGGGCUCCAGCGUGGCCACAGACAGGGCGGAGCCCCUAUCGGUCUCCCAGCCCUCCUACCCAUCCAUCCCAAACUUGGCUGCAGACUUUCACUUAAGUUCCCUAGAUACAGCAACCUCUCUUAGCAAGUGAAGCCAAAAGGAACUUCCUGCAGAUUUCUAAGAACAUAAACUGCAACAGAAAGCAUUCCUUGUUUGUGAUGUAUCGAUAGUUUUUCGGUAAUCAAGUUUUCACAGAAGGGAACAGUCACUCCAUUGUAUGAUUCUCAAGCACAUUCCCUCCUCCUGCCCACGUCUUAACUCAAAUCCCAGUUGCUUUAGUUCUGUUUAUUUUCCAAAGAAAUUCCUACAAGAGCUUGGAGAAUUGUGGGGUUCUCCCACAUGGUUCCAUCAAUAAGGCUUUGCAUCUCUUAUAAAACCAUAAGACCUCCCUGUUACUGCAGAACGCAAAGCGCAAUGAUACGCACAUCAGCGGAUCUUCAUUUCUCUGGGACUCUUUGCUUCUAACUGUGUUGGCCCUUCCAUAAGAUUACGGCUACAUAACCAUGGAGUUGGAAAGAGUGAAGAAAAGUGACCUAUCUGUAGUGGUGAUGUAAAAGAGCGGUAUCAGGGUUCUCCAGAGAAGCAGACCCAACAGCGUAGAUACAGACAUCUAGAAAAAGAUAUGUUACGAGGGACCGGUUCAUGUGACUGUGGAGGCAGAGAAGCCCCAGGUUCUGCCCCCCCACAAGCUGGAGCCCCUGGAAAAGUGCUCCAAACCCCAAGGUCUGAGAACCAGGGAGCCAGCGUCUGAGGGAAGGGACAGCUGGACAUCCCAGCUCAAGCAGAGAGCAAACACGCUGCCUCCGUCUUUGUUCUACUCAGCCCUCAAUGGAUUGGAUGAUGCCCGUCCAUGUUGUUGAGGGAAACCUGCUUUACUCUGACUCCCAGGUCAUGAUCCCGGGGUCAUGGGCUCAAGCCUCUCGUCGGGCUGCGUGCUGAGCAUGGGGCCUGCUUGAGAUUCUCUCCCUGCCCCUCUCGCCCGCUCACUUGCUCCUCUAAAAAAUGAAAAAUAAACUAAUUUUAGAAAGAGAAGCAGGACACCUGGCUGGCUCAGUAAGAAGAGCAUGCGACUCUUAAUCCCGGGGCUGGGAGUUUGAGUUCCAUGCUGGAUGUAGAGCUUACUUAAGACAAUAAAUAAAUAAACGUAAAAGAGAGACAGAAGGGGCAAGUGGUUGCCUCAGUCAAGGGCUGGUGAAGGUCACGUAGAACGAGGAUGAGAGUAAUCCCUGGCUCUGACUAGUCUAGGACACUGGGAGAUCUGAACAGUGGUGGGAAAGGGCCGAAGAGGUAAGUCCUGACCUUUGGCCAUGAGAUUCACUCCAUAGGGAGCGGGGCACAUGCCUCGGCCCAAACGAUCUUCGCGUCUCAGAGGGAAAAGUCUGUUUCGGGUCUCCAGUGGCCCUGGGCGUGGCAGGGCCUUCCCCAUAGCAGCCCCGCAUGGUUCAGGCAUCUCACGAACAAUGCGAGCCUGCAGAGACAGGGGCGCCUAGCAUCUCUGUUCCCGGAGUGAGCCUUGACUCAGACAUCCUGCCUGGGAUGACCCAAGGUGUUCCUGUAUGUAGAAGUGACUCAGAUGUUACCCUGUCAAAACUGGGGCUGCCACAUAGCUUGAGUUCUAGAUACCAUUGCUUUCUAUCUCCCUGGCCCCUUCCUUGUUCCGUGUAGCUCCCUUGGGUGCAGGAAAAAGCUCUUCUUUUUUUCUUCCCCCCCCCCAAAUUCCCUGUGAGAUUUUUUUGACAACGUAGAGCAGGGGUCAGGAGUCUAGUCAUAGCGUGUUGAGGAGAGGAAACCCAUUAUAGAUGAUAUUUUUCAGAAGUUAAACACAAAGGGGAGUUGAGAAUGAGACAGGAGCAUUUCAAACGAGGAAGGCCAAGGACCAGUUAGUUUGAUUUCAGCUGCAAAUUCUAUUUUGGCUUUUGUGCUGAUGAGAAGUCAGAGAGUAAGAACUUGAAGGGGAGCUCAGUUUAGGAGAGGAAGGUAGACUUGGAAACAAAAGACAAAAAUAAACACGUGCCUGUCAAAGUAGGACUCAGGCCAGGUGUGUGCCAGCAGAGAGGACCAGGAAGUUUCCUGUGUCACAGGAUAAACCAGGCCCAUGUCCUGGAGACUCGGUUUUGCUUGGAGGGGGCCUAGGUUAUCCAGAGUCAUAUUUAAACAAAUCUCGUAUAUAAUGAAGUAAAAUGAUGUGAUUUACCCCAAACUUAUGGGUAAGACCCAAGACUUUAAGAGUAUUUCUCACUUGAGUUGGGCAGCGCUGGGAGCUCCUUCCUGAAGCCCCUCUGGUUAGGGUGCUCGGCUGGGACCACAGUGAGGUCCGGCCCAGGGAACGAAGGAGCAGCUCUAGAAGAGAGGGUGCACCUGCUUGCUUCUGGAAGAAGUUGCCCUUAAAUGAGCUUCUGAGGGAGGAGCAGGACUUCGUCCUGCAGAUGCUGUAGAAAGAGGGGAGACAGCACCGGAACCUGGAGGCCUGGAAAGGUGCUGUGGGCUGAGGUUACCCCAUCUUCCAAAUUCUUCGAGAGGUGGAUAGGCCAUCGGAGGGGAGGGAGAAGAGGCCGAGAGGAAGGAAUCAGGGAGACAACUAGAUCCUACAUUUUCUUGACCAGAUUAAGUGUCUGAAUUUGGUGCUGGGGCCACUAAGGAGACAUGUAGGGGUUUUGAAGCAAGAAGUGACAUGAUCAGAUUUCCAUUUGGUAAAAGCCAUUCUAGCGGUCUUGUAAGUCAACCGGAGCAAUUACUUUUUGUUGGUCGUUUUUUUCUUUUUUAAUGUUUAUUUUUGAGAGAGCCUGUAGGUGGGGGAGGGGCAGAGAGGCCGGGGACAAAGGAUUGGAAGCGGGCUCCGCACUCACAGCUUCAAGCCCGAUGCGGGUCUGCGGGUCGGGUCUGGCUCAUGAACCCUGAGAUCAUGACCUCAGCCAAAGUCAGAGGCUCAACCCACCGAGCCACCCAGGUGCCCCUCUUUUGUUGGUCUUAAUCAUAACCUGAAAUAAAGGCAAAGUACAAACUGGGGUGGUGAAGGAUAUGAGCCACAUAUAUAAUACAGGAUUGACAGCUUUAAUAUAAAAAAUUCAUACGGAAGAAUAGGAAACAGCAUCAGAAUGUCUGGGGGGGGGGCAAUUGGCCUGGAAAAAUCUCUUCCAGAGUAUAUUAAAUAGUUAAUAUGAAAAGUGAUCAGCCUCGCUGUCCUAUAAAUGUCUAGUAAAAUAAUAAUUUGAUCCAUUUCACCCAUCCCAUUAGUGAUGACUAGGGAAUAAUUGUUCUCAGUGUUGGCAGGAAUUAGGUGAGAGGCUCAUUCCCAUUAACAGUGUGAUAGGUUUAACUUUGGCAAUAUGCUCGUAAUUCAACUCCUAGACCCGAUGACUAUCUUUCUGGGAAUUUAUCAGAAAGUUUGUCAGGAAGUAUCAAAGAUGUGGACAAAGAUUUAUGUAUUUAUAAAGCGCGCUAGUUACAGUAGAUUAAAAAAAAACCCACUAAGAUGUCCCACAAUCUUGGGUAUUACAGGAACCUACAAUAUGAUAUUAUGUAAGUAUAAAUAAUGUUUCUGAUUAUGCAAAAGCAUCUUCAAUUCUGCCAGAAUGUGAACAGAGGCUGUCAUUGGUUGGUGACAUUAUGAGUGAUUUCUGCUUUGUAAAAGUGUUUUCCAGAGGUGCCUGCCUGGCUCAGUCAGUGGAGCAGGAGAGCCUUGAUCUUGGGGUUGUAAGUUUGAGUCCCACACUGGGUGUAGAGAUUACUUAAAAAUAAAAUCUUAAAAAAAAUAACUAAAAAAGUGUUUUCCCAUGUUUUUAAUUUUUUUUUUCAUGACAAUAAGAGGUUUAACCCCAAAAUAAGGAAUUGCAGGCCAAAUUGCUUGCAGGAAGGCAACUUUGAGGCAGUGAAAACUGAAUCACACACGGGCAUUCCCAGUCUACCCUUGAACUUUCAACCCACAUAAACAACAGAGUAACAACUUGCCCUCUUCUCAAUCCUUACCAUCACUUGACAGGCUUAAUCUCAUUUAAUGCUCCCAGUGCCUCCCCAACUUCAGGAUAAAAGAAGUGAGGCUUGAGGGGGGAAAUUCACCAGCCCAACGCCUUCCGUUUCAUUUUAGUGUUGUCUUGACCCUCCCUUUUUGCCCUAUCCCCUUUUAUUUAGUCCAGCCCAUCCUUCUGUAUCCUGGUCUUUGAGCUGAAGACUGCAAAGACACGGACCCUUCAUCUCUCUGGAAAACUUCCCCUCCCCACCCCACCCCCCAGAGCCAAGGCCUGGGAGCUGGGGGCAGGCUUUCCUGAGAUCACUUCCCGCUUCCUUCUUCCCCGCCUUUAACUUUGGCUCCUGGGGCCACAGCCAGCUUGGUCACUUGCUAACCAGGCUCCUGGGUGCCUCUUCCUCCAAGAUCAGAGGUCAGUGCCUGUGCCCGCUCUGGUUCCCCCCCCCCUCCCCCCGAGAGAGCACUUUCUCUCCCUCUGGCUCUUUCCCGGGUCCUGGGCCCUCUACCCCCUGCCCUUUACUCUCCAGCUCCCCUCCCUUCCCCCGACUUCCCUCUUCUCUCCUCCGGUUCAGUCCCCUGGUUUCCAUCUCUGCCUCCAUCGCUUCAUCGUUAUUAUCAUUCCUGAAAGCAAAUACCAAAUUACUGUAUUGGGGGGGGGGGGCUUUUUAGAGCAGCGGUACAUUGGUACGCAACCCAUUAAUGGGUACCAUGCCUCCCAAUUCCCUUCUCCUAGGAUUCUUUUAGGGGUUUAGGGCCUAUUCGGCUGUGCACCUGCUCGGCCACACGGGGCGGUGUGCGCUCGCACCGGGAGUCUGCGGUGGGAGGGGGGCGAGCGGGCGGAUCCGCGUGGAAAGAGCGGUGGGGAGGAGGCCGGAGAAGGGCGUCGAAAGAUCCAUCUCCCGGCCUGCAUCUCCCAGGCGCAAGUUCUGACGCCCGCAGGACACCCGGUGACCUGCUGCCCCAGGAAGGCUGGACAUGGCAGUUUUUCCAAACUCCUGCCUCCCCGCGUGCCUGCUCGUACUCACUUUCUUCCAGCUGUCCAGGCCCGAUUCGGCCCCCUUCGACGUGAUCGGCCCCGCGGAGCCCGUCCUGGCCGCGCUGGGGGACGACGCCGAGCUGCCCUGCCGCCUGUCCCCGAGCGUGAGCGCCGAGCGCAUGGAGCUGCGGUGGUUCCGCGGGAAGGUGGCGGCCGCGCUGCUGGUGCGCCGGGACGGCCGCGAGCGGGAGGCCGAGCAGACGGCCGAGUACCGCGGCAGGGCCACGCUGCUGGACGGCGACAUCGCGGCCGGGCGCGUCGCCGUGCGCAUACACCGGGUCCGGGCCUCGGACGACGGCGAGUACCGGUGCCUCUUCCGGCAGGACGGACGCUACGGGGAGGCCAGCGUGCACCUGAAGGUGGCCGCUCUGGGCUCUGAUCCUCAAAUCCAUAUGGAAGUUCAAGAAAGUGGAGAGAUCCGUCUGGAGUGUACCUCCGUAGGAUGGUACCCAGAGCCCCAGGUGCGGUGGAGAACUUCCGAGGGAGAGUGGUUUCCGUCCACAGCAGAGUCUAGGAACCCUGAUGAAGAAGGCCUGUUCACUGUGGCGGCUUCCGUGAUCAUCAGGGACACCUCCAUGAAGAAUAUAUCCUGCCAUUUCCAGAACCUCCUUCUGGGCCAGGAGAAGGAAGUAGAGAUCUCCAUACCAGCUCCCUUCUUCCCACGGCUGACUCCCUGGAUGGUGGCAGUGGCUGUCAUCUUGAUGGUCCUGGGACUUCUUACAAUUGGGUCCGUAUUUGGCACUUGGAGACUAUACAGGGAAAGAGCCCGACAGAGAAAGGAUGAAUUCAGCUCUAAAGAGAAACUCCUGGAAGAGCUCAAACAGAAAAAGGCCACCCUGCAUGCAGUUGACGUGACUCUGGAUCCAGACACCGCCCAUCCCCACCUCUUUUUGUACGAGGAUUCAAAAUCUGUCCGGCUGGAAGAUUCACGCCAGAAACUGCCCGAGAAACCGGAGAGAUUUGACUCCUGGCCUUGUGUGUUGGGUCGUGAGACCUUCACGUCAGGGCGACAUUUCUGGGAGGUGGAGGUGGGAGACAGGGCCGACUGGGCGGUCGGGGUGUGUAGGGAGAAUGUGGUGAAGAAAGGGUUUGACCCCAUGACUCCUCAGAAUGGGUUCUGGGCUGUGGAGUUGUAUGGGAGUGGGUACUGGGCCCUCACCCCACAGCGGACCCCUCUCCCAUUGGCAGGGCCCCCCCGCCGGGUUGGGAUUUUCCUGGACUAUGAAUCAGGAGACGUCUCCUUCUACAAUAUGGCCAACGGAGCCCAUAUCUAUACUUUCUCCAAUGCCUCCUUCUCUGGUCCCCUUCGGCCUUUCUUCUGCCUGUGGUCUUGUGGUAAAAAGCCCUUGACCAUCUGCCCACCCACUGAUGGGCCUGAGAGAGUCACAGUAGUUGUCGAUGCCGAGGACUUUGCUAAGGAGAUCCCGCUGUCCCCUAUGGGGGAGGACUCUGCCUCUGGGGAUGCGGAUACCCUCCACUCUAAGCUAAUCCCUACCCAGCCCAGCCAAGGGGCACCUUAAGGAAUCUCCCAGCUAAACCGUUCUCCUUUAUGCUAAGCCCUCCCCUCAGUCCUCUCUGAGUCGCCAGCCCCCGACCUCACCCAGCCCCUGUUUCUUCCUGUUGGGUAGGGAUCAGUUGGUCUUGGGAAGGUUAUGUUGCUGCUGUUAGAGAGCGUGGGGUGUAGGGCCUUCCUAAUCUGUUUCUGUACUGGUACUCAGGGGGCAGGCACGUGACUCUGAAGCUGUUUCUAGUGUCCUCCUACCCCUCCCCCCAGGCCACAUCCUAUAGGGAGGGACAGCUCGGCUAUCGAGAUGGGGUUAGGUUGGCAUGUGGUUAUGACAGAAACAUCUCAGUGUCCAGAAUCGGGAUGAGUAGAGGAACAGGUUUUACACAAGCGGGAAACCCAAAAGGUUCUGGGAAGGGAAAAUUCGAGGCUGAAGUCCCAUAAAGGAACCUGGGGGGACAUCGCAGUGGAGGAAAGGGAGGGGAACAUAGGCCAAUGACGAAUACCUGGCCUGCUCCUAGAGUUUUAGGGCCUGUCUCUCACAUUUUCUAAGACGUGUCCUACAGAGUAAAGGGAACUGGCCCUACUCCUGUGGGAUCUGAAAAAAAUGGUGUGGGAGCGUGGAGAAGGGAUGAAGGGAGCAGGGCUGGGGGCCCGACAGAAGAUCUGACCCCGGAGAAAACAGGAGACAAAACCCAAGCUGUAUGCGUCGCCACGACGCGGAUCCUGCUUUCCUCUCUGCGGCCUCCUGUUUCCCCCUCACCUGGAGUCAUUCCAGCCUCACUUGCUGGGCCCCACAACUUUCCAGCUCUCUUCCUCCUUUUGACUUAGAAUCUCUCCAUCUCAGAGCCUUUCUAGAAACCCUGGUCGGUGAUGUCCCCUCUUUAGCAGCCGGUGUCGGCCUCGGGGCCCCUCAGCCCUCAUCCCAACAUCUGCUUCAGCCCCCUCAAACCCCCCUUCCAUCCGCUCCCCAAGCAGCUCAUGCCCACACCCCGCCACCGGUCACUCUCCCCGCCCAGCUUUCCUGCGUGCCGUUCUCCCCGGGGUCCCCGGAGGCUGUGUCAUCGCGCUCGACACAGCUAGACUGACCGCACCCGCUCGUGUUUGCGCUUUCCCGUAUACUUGGGGCUUGUCACGCCCAUGGACCGCAGGUGUAUCUGGGCUCGCCCCUUCUACUUCCGUUGUGUUCUUCCAGUUUCCAGCAUGGGUGUCGCCCGUGGUCUUGACCUAAUAAAUAAGUCUGUUGAUUGCUGAAA